AUGACUGUCAAGGACGAUGUUUACCAUGCGACCGAAAACCUGAUUCUGCCCAAGCCUCGACGCCGCUACCGCACCAGUGUCCAUCCUAGUCACUGGCAGUUGCGCUCCAUGGUGGGCGUCGAGGGCAAUGACAUAGUCUAUUUUCCCGGAGGAAGGGACAGCACCGAGGUCCAGAGACUAAACACCACGACCCAAGAGAUCGAAACCAUCAAGCGCCUUCCUUUCCAGCCUAGAUGUCUGGUCGCACGGAAUGGGUGGAUCUGCUGUGGUGGCGAGACGGGCGAGUUUACGGCGAUACAUGUCCGCGAAAGAAGCCCUCAGAACGAUGCCAACGCGCCGCUCAACACGGGUUCAGACGACCAGGUUCCCGGUCAGGAGCUGCUGGACGAACUCAGCCAUGGCUUGGACGAUGAGGAUCCGGUAGCAGUCGCGCGGGCGCUAGCUCGAGAACAUAUCUUAAUUGCUGCACGAGGCAAUGCGAACAACGAUAACAAGAACCUGUCUGUCACAAGCAAAAAGUUCGGCAAACAGCGGGUGAACUGCAUUACUCUGUGGUUUCCACCGACCUUGGUACCGGCUGCGCCAGGCGCAUACAACGAACCAAUUGCCGUUCUUUCAAAUAAUGACAACUCGGUUGCUUGUGUCAGUUUGUGGGAAGAGGAGGCCUUGGAUGAGAUCGCAUACCCAGACUGUGUCAACCGUGCUGUCAUCUCCCCGGACGGCCGGCUCCUCAUCGCCAUAAGUGAUGACCCUUACCUAUACGUACACGAAAGGGUCGAGAAGGAUGAACCGUGGACGAACAGUUACCGUCUGCACCGAACACACAAAUGGGUCCUGCUGCGUAAAGUUCCUUUGAAAAGUCAAAGCAAAGAUGAUCGGUCUGAAAACAGGGGAAGUUUUGCUGCGUGCUUUUCCAGUACAGGGAAUUAUCUGGCCAUCGGGACUCAAUAUGGAAUUAUAUCUGUGUUCGAUGUUGCAGCCUUCUCCGUCUCUGGGUUAGAUCCCCUCAUAACGAGCUUCGGCUCGUCCAGGCCACAUGCUGAGCUGGGCGCCAUCCGCGACAUGGCCUUUGCUCCGGGGUCUGCGGACCUCCUGGCAUGGACCGAAGACCGCGGCCAUGUUGGUGUUGCCGACCUCCGAACCGGCUUCAUAUCGCGGCAAAUCCUGGAUCUGGACCAACGAGACGACUACGACCACGUCAUGAUAUCCGAUAGAAGCGCUAUCGACCCCCGCCUCCUCCUCCUCGCAGCAGCUUCCAGUGAUGAACAUGAGGUCUUAGCAUCCGCUUCAUCAACUCGCAUCCUAGAAGCCCUCGAAGCUGCCGGUAGACGGCAUCGCUCAAAUAGAGAACAUCGGGAUUCGCUAGCGUCAGGUCCGUUCGCUCCUAAUGAACUGGAGGUACUUGAUGCGAUGCGGGCAGAACGUAGAGAACGAGAUGCCGCUAACUCAGGCGGAGGAGGAGGAACCGCGACCGGAAGGAGAACCAAUACUUCGAUCUGGCGUGAUGAUCCAUCAACCCGCUCAGGUGGAGGAGCAGGAGCAGGAGACACCCAGCAAUCUUCUGGGAGUAGCGAGCAGUCCUCCCGUGAGCGUGGAAGUGGUGACUUGAGAACCGCUCGCGACGCUAAUAGGACACUAUCUACCUACCGUGAGUACGCAGAUGUCGUCACCGGGGUCCCUCGUCGCGCAGCUACAUCGCUACGAACAUCCGCCAGCACCGGCGCAGGUGCAACGGGUGGGGGUAGUACUUAUCCCGACCGGAACAUCCAGAUGCGAGCAAACAUACAGGCAUUACGGGAAGCAGAUGACCAAGCUACCGCCGCCGACCAUCUUCGUAUUCUCAGUUCCAUUGCUAGAUUAGGAGCAGGAGGAGAGCGAGGAGAUCGAAUCCACCCACCUAACCGGACCGCUGGCAUCACCGGUACCACCACCAACAAUAACCAAACGCAAACUGCAUCAGACGUAGCAGCAGAGAGGCGAGCCCUCACCCUCUCCUCGCGCAUCAUGGCGAACCCAAGCUUAUUAUCCCCCACCAGCAGAAACAUCGCAUCUAACAUAAGUACGAACACAAACACUACCAACAACCUCGGUGCCGCCGCCACUCUACAGCAGCUCUACUACACCCUCGGCCUCGAGGACACGAUCCCCUACGACAGCUUCAGCAGGACUCUUCCCGAGCUCGACGGCUCCGCCCGCAGGCUCCGCCAUGCUAGCCUGCGCGAGUGGGAUGAUCACCCCACCAGAAGAGCGUUUGGGGCGCUGUAUAUGAGUAGGAGGGAGCCGGAUCCGCAUGAUACGGCGGGCUUGUGUUGGAGUGAGGAUGGGAGGGUUUUGUAA
Messenger RNA from Sordaria macrospora k-hell, 2337 nucleotides. RefSeq lists its product as uncharacterized. NCBI's taxonomy places the organism in Eukaryota, Fungi, Ascomycota, Sordariomycetes, Sordariales, Sordariaceae. The record is from RefSeq and is a predicted model, not a curated record. Gene Ontology annotation, molecular function: protein binding.